This is a messenger RNA of Planococcus citri (citrus mealybug), 928 nucleotides long. RefSeq lists its product as uncharacterized. Lineage: Eukaryota; Metazoa; Arthropoda; Insecta; Hemiptera; Pseudococcidae. The record is from RefSeq and is a predicted model, not a curated record. The coding region runs from base 472 to 732 and encodes 86 amino acids. The transcript is spliced from 2 exons.
CGAGGAAUGACCCAUAGGGAAGCCACCUCGACACCAGACCUAAAUUAAUAUGCACCUAAAAAAGAACCACGAAUGAACUUCAAGUUCAACCUAUACAAAACUUCUGCUGAGUGACACAGAUCGACCAUCGAUCGAUGUAAACACCAAUCCAAAAAUAUCGCCAGACAUCACUCAGGCUCAGGUACUAAUACUCGCAGAAGGCUCCAUUGACGUCACGGAUCCGGCGAGUAAAUUUCCAAAACACAUCAAUCGAUCUGAAUAAAAGUUUUCCUAAACGUUGGAUAAACAUAUUUUGACAAAAUUGACACCCGUAUCAUAUCUAUCGUGGAAAUAAUCGCACAUAAACAACAAUGUCGUGUAGUGAUUUGUAAACAAUCGUCGAUUCGAUUCCCAUUUAAAAAUCGUUUCGGAAGUUACUCUAGUCCCAGUCAUUUUACUAUUGGAAAAAUAAAUCAACUCGAGUCAUCAGUCAUGGCUCGCUUCAUCGUGAUCGUUUACAUUAGUCUAUUUCUUCUAUGUUUAUUCAUUAAUACGUUCGGAAUGCCCUGCGGUGGUAAAGGAAAGAAGAAAAAGAAGAAGAAAGGUGGUGGCGGUGGUGGUGGCGGCUGUGGCGGAGGUGGAGGAGGAGGUGGUGGCUGUGGUGGAUGCGAUGACUGCGGUGGCGGAUACGGUGGAUAUGGAGGAGGCUACGGAGGAGGAGGUUACGGUGGAGGAGGUUACGGUGGUUGUUAAUGAAUUUUCAAAAUAACUGGACCAGCACCAGCAUCAGCACAUACACUUCAUCACUUCAUAAGUAAUAUGUAAUUGCAUCAUAAUGGCGAAUGUAGGUACUUGUAUCCAAUUUGCAAAUGAAAACAAUGUAAAAACCCCGCUUUAAUUGAUUUAUUAUACCAUACUUCGUGAUAAAUUAAAGUUUCUAUUCGAAGAA